AUGGAUAUUGACUCAGAACCAACUACUAGAAGUCAACAGGCUAAUGAACAUCCACCUAAUGCAUACCAAGAAGAAAAUCAAAUUGGUCAAAUCAUCCCAACAAAAUAUGCAGAAGAAACCAUCAUCAUAGUAAAUGCAACCAAAAUAUAUAUCACCAAUGCGGAAAGCAAGGACACCACCAAUUUAACUGCGAAAAAACCCAAUGUAACUAUUGUUACGAAUAUGGACACAUUGAAACAUUCUGUCAAGAAAAAAACUUAUGGGACGAAAACCAGAAACAAACCUGUGGAU
Messenger RNA from Ambispora leptoticha, 291 nucleotides. Lineage: Eukaryota; Fungi; Glomeromycota; Glomeromycetes; Archaeosporales; Ambisporaceae. The record is from the annotation of a GenBank genome assembly.